Messenger RNA from Conger conger (European conger), 2104 nucleotides. RefSeq names its product cystathionine gamma-lyase-like. The record is from RefSeq and is a predicted model, not a curated record. Gene Ontology annotation, biological process: transsulfuration. The coding region runs from base 139 to 1356 and encodes 405 amino acids. The transcript is spliced from 12 exons. Gene Ontology annotation, molecular function: cystathionine gamma-lyase activity; pyridoxal phosphate binding. Gene Ontology annotation, cellular component: cytoplasm. NCBI's taxonomy places the organism in Eukaryota, Metazoa, Chordata, Actinopteri, Anguilliformes, Congridae.
UGUUGGGUGGUGGGAUACGUCUCACCACAUGUAUAUAAGUGAAAUUUCGUCCACGCAAUCACGGAAGAAGUUACGUUAGUCUUUUUUGUGUUCUCAGAGACUCAUUGAUUCUAGCUACACCUUGACCAACACAUAAUCAUGGAUUCAAGCAAACCUGCUGACUGUUUUGAUGGGUUUUCAGGGGAAUUUAAAUCCUUCGCGACAGACGCAAUCCACGUGGGUCAAGAACCGGAGCAAUGGAAGUCUAUGGCCGUAGUGCCACCUAUUUCGUUGUCCACCACGUUUAAACAACAUGGACCUGGACAACAUUCUGGCUUUGAAUACAGUCGAAGUGGAAACCCCUCCCGGAACUGUCUGGAGAAAGCAGUGGCUGCUGUUGAUGGAGCCAGGCACUGUCUUUCAUUUGCAUCAGGACUAGCUGCCACAACAACAAUCACACACUUGUUGAAGGCUGGUGAUGGGAUCGUGUGCAUGAAUGAUGUAUACGGAGGAACAAAUCGGUAUUUCAGAAGAGUUGCUGCUCACCAGGGCCUGGAUAUAUCCUUUGCAGACUGCACACAGCAUGAUGUCCUAAAGACAGCUCUUAAACAAAACACAAAGUUGCUCUGGAUUGAAACUCCUACCAACCCCACCAUGAAAGUAGUAGACAUCAAGGCCUGCUCUGAGAUUGCUCAUGAACACAGCAAAGACAUUAUUGUAGUAGUGGACAACACUUUUAUGUCUGCUUACUUUCAGCGCCCCUUGGCUCUUGGAGCAGAUAUCUGCAUGUACUCCGCAACUAAGUACAUGAAUGGCCACAGUGAUGUUGUUAUGGGCCUGGUGUCAGUGAUACGAGAAGACCUGCAUGAACGGCUGAGAUUUUUACAGAAUGCCAUUGGUGCUGUGCCCUCCCCCUUCGACUGCUACCUGUGUAACCGAGGACUGAAGACACUGCACCUGCGGAUGAGGCAGCAUUUCAGGAAUGCCAUGGCUCUGGCCAAGUUCCUGGAGACUGACGAGAGGGUGGACAAAGUCAUUUUCCCAGGACUGCCCUCGCACCCGCAGUACGAGUUGACGAAGAGGCAGAGCACCGGCUGCCCCGGAAUGAUCACCUUCUAUAUCAAGGGGAAGCUGGAGAAUGCCUCUACCUUCCUCAGCAACUUGAAGUUGUUUGCCCUUGCAGAGAGUCUUGGAGGUUAUGAAAGCUUGGCGGAGCAUCCUGCGAUCAUGACCCAUGCCUCUGUUCCUGAGAACGAGAGGGCCAAACUAGGCAUCAGCGACACGCUCAUCCGUCUGUCCGUGGGGCUGGAGGAUGCGGAGGACAUUAUCGCCGACGUGGACCAGGCCCUGACUGCCGCUCAUGCACAGAAGAACUGAGCUCUGGAGAUUGUGGAUCGGCAAUGGCAUCGUACCACUGUAGGAGAAGCUCCUAUGACAGGUCCACACAAAUCCAAAGAGAAAUGGGCACCAUUCGCAUAAUCUGCACAUGCAACUAUUCAGGGAAAUUGGUCUUGAAACGCUGUGCCUUCCUGAAGUCACAGUUUUAAUGGAGUUACUCCGCUUUUGACAGGCCAUCAGGAAUACAUAGACUGUCUUUUCGCUAUUUUAGAUAUGAAUUUAGGCAAAGGGAAAGUUCCAGGGCAACAUUCGUAAUUCUGUUAUCUUAGUAUUUUCAGAUUUGAAUUGAAUGCAGGAAGUAUUUCAGUGGUCUGACUAGAUGCUUUUUAAACCGAUAACACUGGAUAUCUACCCAGCUUGUAUUGCUUUACAGCUGUACUUUACAUAUUUUUCUUAAAUCUACUUUUAAAUUUUUUUAUUUGUUUUAUUACAUCUCUCAAAAAAAUGGCCUCUUUGUUUUUGAAAGCUAUUACCAGUGCUCCUGGUAUAUUGCUUAAUUUGCCUGAGCAUGUGCUUUGCCUAGACAAAGCUGCCUCAUUGAAAUGUGUCAAAAUCCAUUUCACAACUGAUACAAAUCAACGUGCAUCAUUUUCUGAACUAAUGAGUGUGAAUGCUUUAAUGGCUAAUAGCAGCCUGUUGUUCCUGCACCAGUAAACUAGAAGAAUGUCUUGUAUUUAACUGAAUUAUCUGUAUGCUGAGACUCAUUAAAUUAAAAUGUGAAGAUGUA